GAGUGCUACAGACAGCGCCCAUGAAGCCUGUGGUCCUCGUUGUGCUGUGGCUAUGGCCUCUGUCCCUGCUGGCCUAUCCGAGCAUAACCGUGUUGCCCGAUGAAGAGCAACACUUGAAUCAUUAUGUACAGGUUUUACAGAACCUAAUACUGAGUGUUCCCACUAGGGAGCAGACCUCUGAGACGAAAUCAAGUUCUCCAAAUGAUGAUACUCCACAGCCGCGGUCGUUGAAGCCGGAGUCGAUGGGCACACCUGGCGUUACCCCGGAGAACAACGUCCUCAGGCCCCACAGCGAGGAAACCACCACCUUGGCCACUAGCGGCUUCCCGCUGGGCGUAGAGCGGAAAUCCACCCAGCGCACGCCCUUCUGGUCCAUCCGGCCAAAUAACGUCUCGGUGGUCUUGCGCUCGGAUGAACCUUACAUUGAGAAGGAAGAACCAGAACCCGAGCCCGAGCCAGAGCAACUGAGGACGUCAACCGAACCCCCAAGUCCGACAACCGGGGUCACCGAGCCCUGGGUGAGCACGCAGGUCACCGUCACAACCAGGUCCACCAACAUGGACGUGUCCCCAGACACCGAGGAUGUGCCCCAGCUUUCAGGCGACUCUAAGGACGAGAACUUGGAAGAACUGGCCGAACACGACCCACACAGCAUGAGACACGAGGAAAUUUUGAGAAAAAUUUCCAAUAUUAAGGCCCAGAUUCAGCAGGGGCCGCUGGGCAUCGGUACCAACCCCGAGUACAAGGAGUACAUCCAGGUGUCCAGGGAGCACCUGAAGCGCAGUCUGGCCCUCGCCGCUGCCGCAGAGCACAAGUUGGAGCAAAUGUACCGGUCUCAGGUUUUUCCAGACAGACGGACCAGCUACCACAUCGAUGACCUUGAAACUGUUAUUAAUAUGCUGUACAAUUCCAGAUCGAAAUUAUCGGAGUAUUUCAGUAUUAAACAUAUUCCACCAGAGUUGAGAGAAAAGGCUACCACCGUAUUCAGUAAGUUAAAAAGAAUAUUAUGCACAGAUCAGAUAGAAAAUCACAACCACAUUAGGAAGUUGCUAAGCAAUAAUAUAAAACUUCUAAACCUUCUUGAUGUUUCAUGAGUAAAUUCAUUUACAC
This is a messenger RNA of Nannospalax galili (Upper Galilee mountains blind mole rat), 1110 nucleotides long. RefSeq names its product sperm equatorial segment protein 1 (gene Spesp1). The transcript has 2 exons. Bases 21 to 1094 code for a protein of 357 amino acids. Lineage: Eukaryota; Metazoa; Chordata; Mammalia; Rodentia; Spalacidae. Gene Ontology annotation, cellular component: acrosomal vesicle. Gene Ontology annotation, biological process: acrosome reaction; fusion of sperm to egg plasma membrane involved in single fertilization. The record is from RefSeq and is a predicted model, not a curated record.